Messenger RNA from Cajanus cajan (pigeon pea), 1191 nucleotides. RefSeq names its product Adenine nucleotide alpha hydrolases-like superfamily protein. The record is from RefSeq and is a predicted model, not a curated record. Lineage: Eukaryota; Viridiplantae; Streptophyta; Magnoliopsida; Fabales; Fabaceae.
CCAAUAAUGUGAUAAGGAGAAGUCAAAGAAGGAGGAGAGAAAAAUAAAGAGAAUGAGCAAUGAAAGUGGGAGUGAGAAACGAAGAACACGACAGACACAUUUGAGUCCAAGUCCAACGAUGUCGAGUGGUGGAAACCUGAGUUGCGUGUUGGUGUCCGUUGAUGGCAGCGAGGAAAGCAUGAACGCGCUGCGUUGGGCAUUCACCAACCUCAAGCUCCGAUCCCCUGCGCCCGAUUCCACCCAUCCUCCUUCUUUCGUCAUCUUCCACGUUCAAUCUCCGCCCUCCAUCGCCACCGGCCUCAAUCCCGGUGCUAUCCCCUUCGGUGGCCCCAGUGACAUCGAAGUUCCUGCUUUCACUGCCGCCAUCGAAGCGCACCAGAAACGCAUCACCAACGCAGUAAUCAAUCAUGCCUUGGAAAUAUGCUCCGAAUUCAACGUCACCAGUAAGGUCAGAUCCCAUGUCGUUGUUGGAGAUCCAAAGGAGAAGAUUUGUGAAGCCGUGCAGGAUUUGCAUGCUGAUGUGCUUGUGAUGGGGUGUCGUUCAUUUGGCCCCAUUAAAAGGAUGUUCCUGGGAAGUGUUAGCAAUUACUGUGCCCACAAUGCUCCUUGCCCAGUCAUUAUUAUCAAGGGAAAUGACUGUGUCGUUAAGAAAAAUUGAUGCACUUCUACUAUGCUAUCAUGACUCUUGAUCAGUAGGUUCUUUAGAUGGGUUGCCAGUGCCACAUUUCAGUUGCUGAUGCCGCAUCCUUGGUUGCCAAAUUAAUCAAGUCAAAGGCUUUAUCGUCUUGGGAUUUGCUUGCUUUGCUAGACCAGUGUUGUACCUCAGAUUUGAAGCUUAAGUCUUUUUGUUGUGUAAAUUGCUGGCCAGAUCCUGCUACAAGUGCUGCUGCUGUGCGUGUGAAAUUGUUGCCGUUAAGUGCUUUACAACUGUGCUAUUACAACUUCAAUUGUUGUCCCAAAUGGUUCAAAGAGAUAUUUGACUCCAGAAGGUUUGUAUUCGUGUUGAAUUUAUACAAUGUUGUACACAAAUGUCUCCUUACUACUGCCCCUUGGUCAGAGCCAGUUCUAAUUGUGAUAUGCGAUAAAUUGGCCAUUUGUCAUGUACAAGUUUUCAAAUUGAGAAUGCAGCUAGUGUUGGCGGCAGCCUGCAGUGUGCCUUGCAUUAUCGACAGUGGUGAAGAUUUUUCACUU